Heterocephalus glaber (naked mole-rat) is the source of this 1321-nucleotide messenger RNA. RefSeq names its product inorganic pyrophosphatase 1 (gene Ppa1). Gene Ontology annotation, molecular function: magnesium ion binding; inorganic diphosphate phosphatase activity. Gene Ontology annotation, biological process: phosphate-containing compound metabolic process. The record is from RefSeq and is a predicted model, not a curated record. NCBI's taxonomy places the organism in Eukaryota, Metazoa, Chordata, Mammalia, Rodentia, Bathyergidae. Gene Ontology annotation, cellular component: cytoplasm.
AGAGCUUUAAAGCCAGCUCCGCCCGCUCCGGGCUCGACUGCCGCGCUGCGCAGGCGCGGCUUCUCUCCUUGUCAUUUCGCGCGGCGUGUGGGUUGGUGGCUCUGUGGUGGCGGUGGCGGUGGUAACGGUCUUCGGCACCAUGAGCAGCUUCACCAGCGAGGAGCGCGCCGCGCCUUUCACCCUCGAGUACCGCGUCUUCCUCAAAAAUGAAAAAGGACAGUAUAUAUCACCAUUUCAUGAUAUUCCGAUUUAUGCAGAUAAGGACGUGUUCCACAUGGUAGUUGAAGUUCCACGUUGGUCUAAUGCAAAAAUGGAGAUAGCUACAAAGGACCCUUUAAAUCCAAUUAAGCAAGAUGUAAAAAAGGGGAAACUCCGUUAUGUUGUGAAUUUGUUCCCUUAUAAAGGAUAUAUCUGGAACUACGGUGCCAUCCCUCAGACAUGGGAAGACCCAGGACACAGUGACAAACACACUGGCUGUUGUGGUGACAAUGACCCAAUUGAUGUUUGUGAAAUUGGAAGCAAGGUAUGUGCAAGAGGUGAAAUAAUCAGGGUGAAAGUUCUGGGCAUAUUGGCUAUGAUUGACGAAGGAGAAACUGACUGGAAAGUCAUUGCCAUUAAUGUGGACGAUCCUGAUGUGGCCAAUUACAAUGAUAUCAGUGACGUUGAACGGCUGAAACCUGGCUACCUAGAAGCUACUGUGGACUGGUUUAGAAGGUACAAGGUUCCUGAUGGAAAACCAGAAAAUGAGUUUGCUUUCAAUGCAGAAUUUAAAAAUAAGGACUUUGCAAUUGAUAUCAUUAAAAGCACUCAUGACUAUUGGAAAGCAUUAGUGACUAAGAAAACGGAUGGGAAAGGAAUCAGUUGCAUGAACACAACAGUGUCUGAGAGCCCUUUCAGGUGUGACCCUGAUGCUGCCAAAGCCAUCGUGGAUGCGCUACCACCACCAUGUGACUCUGCCUGCACAGUACCAACAGAUGUGGAUAAAUGGUUCCAUCACCAGAAAAACUGAUGAGACUUCUCUGGAAUACAAGCUGAUACCUGCUGCAUCCUGUUUAUCUGGAAGUAUUAGAGGCAAAAGUAGUAGCUUUCCAAAGCUCUAGAUUUAUAGAUCUCAUCUGACCAAUCCAGUAUAUUCAGAAUGUUAUCUGUCUAAAACCAUUUUUCCUAUCUCAAUGAAGGUAACUUUCAGUAGUUCCUACUUAAGUAUCAAAGCACUUGUGAUUGGGAAGUCAUUUGUGAGUAGAUAGAUGUGUGAGAUGAACACAUAUUGGAUGUAUAUGUUUACCAUGUUAGAAAAUAAAAUUAUUUUGCUGAAACUUGA